Lampris incognitus (smalleye Pacific opah) is the source of this 1611-nucleotide messenger RNA. RefSeq names its product tRNA methyltransferase 11 homolog (gene trmt11). The record is from RefSeq and is a predicted model, not a curated record. Gene Ontology annotation, cellular component: cytoplasm. Gene Ontology annotation, biological process: methylation. NCBI's taxonomy places the organism in Eukaryota, Metazoa, Chordata, Actinopteri, Lampriformes, Lampridae. Gene Ontology annotation, molecular function: nucleic acid binding. The coding region runs from base 1 to 1395 and encodes 464 amino acids. The transcript is spliced from 13 exons.
AUGGCAGCCCCCCGUACUCGAUCAUGCUUACAAUAUUUGCUACAUCUCGCCAAUGAUAACAUUGACUUCAGGUUGCCGGAGGUCAGAGCUCUUCUGUCUCUCAGCGGGAAACCAUUCAAUCCUGUGGAAAACUUCCAUGAAAAGUCUCCUUUCUGGUGUCUGGAUGGUUUAUCCGAAGAAGAUAUCCGAGGCGUCAUGGCUAGAUCUAUUUGUGCAAAGUCUGCUUUUGAAUUAUGGGGUCAUGGACGGACACACAGUGAACUCAGAACAUCCCUCUUGAAGUAUCCAGUGGAAAACAUAUCACCUUACAUGGAAAAGGACUCCACAUACAGAAUCAAUGUCGAAACGUUCAACAAGACCCUUGAGUUUCAGAACAGACUCGAGAGAAUUGAUGCAAUGGAUUAUCUUCCAUUUGAGGGCACAGUGAGCCUGAAGAACCCGCAGCACAUCUUCUGUUUGUUAGAGGACUAUGGCACUGACCCCAACAAUAUCCCCGAGCAGCCCUUCUACAUCUACUUUGGUCGUUGGAUCGCAGAUGGGCAACGUGAACUAAUUCGCUCGCAUAGUGUGAAGAGCAGACACUUUAUUGGCAACACCAGUAUGGACGCUGGCCUCUCUUUCAUAAUGGCCAACCAUGCCAGAGUCAAAGAGAAUGACCUCAUCUUUGACCCGUUUGUCGGCACUGGUAGCCUGUUGGUGGCAUGCUCACAUUAUGGAGCUUAUGUCUUUGGAACAGACAUUGAUUACAACACUAUUCAUGGGAAAGGUAGAUCUAGUCGUAAAAACCAGAAGUGGAGAGGCCCUGAUGAGAACAUACGAGCCAAUUUGCGUCAGUAUGGAACGGAGACUUCCUUUAUAGAUGUCAUGGUGUCUGAUGCAUCCAAACCUGUCUGGAGGGAAGGCGCACUGUUUGACGCCAUCGUCACUGAUCCUCCCUAUGGUAUCCGUGAAGCCACAAGGAGAACAGGCUCUCACAAGGAAACUACCAAACCCCCUGAUGACUUUUGUGGGGAGAGCCAUGUCCCAGUCUCCAUGGCAUAUCACCUGAGCGACAUCUUUGCAGAUCUAUUAAACUUCUCUGCUCGCCAUCUGAUCAUGGGUGGGAGGCUCGUCUAUUGGUUGCCUAUCUACAGGCCAGAGUACUGUGAGGAGAUGGUUCCCCUUCAUGCCUGUCUCAGACUGGUCAGUAACUGUGAGCAGAUCCUCUCCAGUCAUACCUCCCGACGCCUCAUCACAAUGGAGAAGAUCAAGGAACCCGAGGAUUCAGAUGCACUCGCCCAUCUCUCCGACCCGCGCUUCAGUCUCUACCAGGGACACAACGCAUUCAGAGAGAAGUAUUUUAGCGGACUUAACAAGAGAAGUGGCAAGGAGGACGAUGAAAUUCUAAAAAAGUGACUGCAUGGAGGAACUGAGAUAAGUGAGAGCUCUGUGGCGCGUCAACCCAAAACACUGUGGUGAACUCCAGCGACUAGAACAGGAUGAUGGAAAGGAAGAACCAGGUAGAGGAAGAUGGGAUAUGGAUGUCAGUAGACUAAAAUAGGACACCUGACUGAUAAUUAGUUUUUUUAUUUCAUUUUUUUUACCUUUCACAUUAAUGUAAUUAUCUUUUAA